Hordeum vulgare subsp. vulgare (domesticated barley) is the source of this 1885-nucleotide messenger RNA. RefSeq names its product pentatricopeptide repeat-containing protein At5g66520-like. Gene Ontology annotation, molecular function: protein binding; RNA binding; zinc ion binding. The annotation marks the transcript as partial. NCBI's taxonomy places the organism in Eukaryota, Viridiplantae, Streptophyta, Magnoliopsida, Poales, Poaceae. Gene Ontology annotation, biological process: RNA modification. The transcript has a single exon. The record is from RefSeq and is a predicted model, not a curated record.
GCCAUUUUAGAGGAAAACAUACCACCACUACGUGAUGCGAUGGUGGUCGUCCGGCGGUACGUGGAGCUGCUGUCGCGGUGCCGCGGCGGCGCGGACGCGCGCCCGAUCGCGCGGAUCCAGGCGGCCCUGGUCACGUCAGGCCUGCUCCGGCGCAGCACGGAGCUCCACGACGCGCUCAUCCGGGCGCACGCGAGCUCCGGGCGGCCGCAGGCGGCGCUCCCGCUCUACGCGCACCUCAUCCGCGCGGGCCUCUUCCCGACCCCGCACACCCUCCCCUCCCUCCUCAAGUCGCUCGCGCUCUCCCCCGCCGUCCCCGGCGCGCGCCGCCUCGCGCUCGCCGUCCACGCCCACGCCGUCAGGCUCGGCCUCGCGGGGUUCCUCCUCGUGAACAACGCGCUCAUCCGCGUCCACGCGGGCCUGCUCGGCCGCCUGGCCGACGCGCACCUGCUGCUGCGCACCUCGGCUGCCGUCGACGCCUCCACGUUCAACACGCUUAUCACGGCGCACGCGAGGGCUGGGCGAGUCGCCGACGCCCGCUCGCUGUUCGACGAAAUGCCUGAGAGGAAUGCCGUGUCCUGGAGCGCCAUGGUGAAUGGAUACGUGCAGGCCGGGGACGGGAGGGAGGCGCUGGGGGUGUUCUCUCAGAUGCAGGCACAAGGUGUCCGCCCGGACGACACGGUUCUCGUCGGGGUGCUUGCCGCGUGCGCGCAGCUGGGUGCUCUGGAGCAGGGGAAGUGGGUGCAUGGUUACCUCAAAGCAAACAAUAUCAGGAUGACCGUGUUUUUGGGCACUGCACUGGUUGAUAUGUAUGCCAAAUGUGGCGAGGUGCAGCUUGGAAUGGAGGUGUUUGAAGGAAUGAAGGACAAGAAUGUGCUGGCCUGGACUACCAUGAUAAAGGGCCUGGCUAUGCACGGCCGAGGCUCAGACUCAUUGACACUCUUCUCCCAGAUGGAGAGCUCAGGUGUUAAGCCGGAUGACAUUGCCUUCAUUGGUGCUCUCUGUGCGUGCACACAUACUGGAUUAGUUGACAAGGGUCGGGAGCUUUUCAAUUCCAUGGUGAACAACUAUGGUAUUAAACCAAAGAUUGAGCAUUAUGGAUGCAUGGUAGACCUCCUGGCACGGAAUGGCUUGCUGAGUGAGGCCAGGGACAUGGUUGAGAAAAUGCCCAUGAAACCGGAUGCCUUAAUCUGGGGAGCUCUAAUGGCUGGCUGUAGGUUUCACAAGAAUGUGGAGUUGGCUGAGUAUGUUAUAAAGCACUGGAUUGAAUUGGAGCCAGACAAAAGCGGUGCUUAUGUGCUUUUAGGUAACAUAUAUUCUGCCUCUGGUAGGCAUGCGUCUGCGAGGGAAAUUAGGAACCUAAUGCGUGAGAAGGGAGUUGAGAAGACACCUGGAUGUAGCAAUGUGGAGAUAAAAGGAGUUAUCCACCAGUUCAUCGUUGGAGAUCUGUCUCAUCCUCGCAUAAAAGAUAUUUUGACAAAGUGGUAUGAGGUAGAUAGUAGGAUAAGGCUGGAGGAAGGUUAUGUGCCUGACAAGAAAGAAGUUUUGCUUGACAUUGAAGAAGAAGAGAUGGAAAGUGCACUCAGCCGCCACAGUGAGAAGCUGGCAAUCGCAUUUGCUUUGAUAAGUACAGAAGAUUAUAUGCCCAUUCGGAUUGUCAAGAACCUCAGAGUUUGCCAAGAUUGUCAUCAUGUCACCAAACUUAUAUCCAAAGUAUAUGGGAGAGAAAUUAUUGUUAGAGACCGAACACGUUUCCAUUUGUUUAAAGAUGGCACGUGUUCGUGCAAGGACUAUUGGUAGUAACUAAUAAAUUUAUCUAUUAACAGUGAUACAUGUCUCAUUAUAGAGCAUGUGCUGUUGAGCACAAAAAAAAAUCUCUUUCAUGAUA